AUGACGUUCGGAAAAACCGCGUGGCGGUGGCAUGCGCUCCGGGUGCGAAAAGCUGCGACGGCCUGGCAGGAUCGUCAGCCCGAGGGUUGCCGUGCCGACGCCCACCCUAGUGAUGACGUAAGUAGCGCUUGUUCAUGGGGUCCUGGUACUCACGUCCUCGGCUGGGGUCGAGGUCACAAGGCCACCCACGACAAACGCUUACGCCCCACAGCAAACGCGGUGGCAACACCGGUGGAGGUGCGGGUGGAGGUGGACGUGGAAGAGGUGGCGGUGACGGCGCUCAUCGACCGUGACGUGCGUGUUUUGUACCACUAUAUAUAA
Molecule: messenger RNA, 321 nt
Organism: Macrosiphum euphorbiae (potato aphid)
Lineage: Eukaryota; Metazoa; Arthropoda; Insecta; Hemiptera; Aphididae
Source: the annotation of a GenBank genome assembly